UGUCAAAUUUCCAAGCAUGAAGAAACGUUCCACCAGUCUCCGGAUCAGGCUCCCUGUUCUAGUACUUGUCCUGGAGGGGCUCCUCCUAAGUCUCUAUGCUGCCUUUGUUACCUACGAUGACCAAGCUAAUGCCAGACUACAGAGCAAUGACACCAACCCCAUGGAUAACACACUGUAUCAAGACUACCCCUUCUUCGUUGACAUACAGGUCAUGAUAUUCUUGGGUUUUGGGUGUCUCCUAGCAUUUUUCAGACUCUAUGGCUUUGGAGGGAUGGUUUUCAACUUCCUCACUGCUACCUUUUCUAUCCAGUGGGCUAUUCUAGUGCAGGGUUUUUUUCAGUUCAGAUUCGAUGACUGUAAGAUCCACCUGGGAGUUGCCAACCUGAUCAAUGCUGAGUUUGCCUGUGCUGUGGUGCUCAUUUCUUGUGGAGCCGUGUUAGGGAAAACCAGCCCUGUGCAGCUGCUUGUCAUGGCCCUAUUGGAGGUUCCCAUCUUCGCCAUUAAUGAAUGGGUUGUGCUGGAGUACAUACGAAUCACCGAUGCAGGUGGCUCUAUAUUAAUCCACUUGUUUGCAUGUUACUUUGGCCUAGGUGUCACAUUCAUGCUAUACAGGCCGUGUUUAAAUCAGGGCCAUGCAAAAGAGAGCACCAGCUACCAUUCGGACAUCCUGUCUGUGAUGGGGACCCUGAUCCUGUGGGUGUUCUGGCCCUCCUUCAACUCUGCACUGACCCUGAAGGGAGACGACCAGCACAGGGCCAUUCUCCACACCUUUAUUGGCCUGAGCGCCUCCACACUCACAGCCUUCGCCCUAUCUGCAAUGCUUAACAAGAAUGGAAAGAUCACGAUGGCUGACGUCCAGAAUGUGACCUUGGCUGGAGGGGUGACAGUUGGGGCAUGUGUGGAUAUGAUGAUAUCCCCAGCAGCUGCUUAUGCGUUGGGUAUGAUGGGCUGCACUGCCUGUAUGCUGGGGUACAAAUACCUCAGCCCCUUUUUGGCUCAACGCCUCAGGGUCCAGGAUCAGUGUGGCAUACAUAACCUACAUGGCCUGACCGGACUCAUAUCCUGCACUGCAGGGAUAGCAGCCAUACUGACCGCCUCUGAGGAAGUGUAUGGGCCUAGCAUGUAUGAGAUAUUUAGUCAUAGGGCACCCAUGGAGGGGGACCCGAAGCUUCUUGAGCUACAGGCAUUGAUCCCUGGUUUGCAGCCUGGCCUGGGUCGUAGUGCAAAGGAGCAGGCCCUCUACCAAGUAGCAGCUGUCUUCUCCACAAUUGGAAUGUCAACACUGGGAGGCAUUUUCACAGGAUUUGUGUUGAGUCUGCCAUAUCUUGCAUCACCAUCAGAUGACCUCUGCUUUGAUGAUGAGUUGUUUUUUGAAGUUCCAUCUGACUAUGACUCUCCAAUGGGCCUUAAUAAUACAAAAACUGAGGAUACUGUAGCUUAAAACAGCUAAGCAGUUCUCUUAGGCUGGUUCUUUACUUCCAAAAUAAUUUUUGAUCUUAUUUUUUAACAAGUUUUUACAGUUCAAUGUAGGUAUUAAUUAUGGACCAUCAAGAUUUAUUACACAGGUGAAAACAUCCAUGACACUCAAACUAUGUGAUAACCACAGAUAACUAUGUGAACAACGAACAACAAAAUUAUGUAACCUCAUUGUAAUAGAAUUUUGGGUUGUAUGUAAAAUGAAUGUGUUUUAAUUGUGGUUGAAUUGUAAGCUCCUUUGUUCAUUGUUAAGGAACAUCCUGUGACUAGCUUACAUUUUUGCAAAAAAUGACUUAGGGGUGAAGGAUUUAGAGAAAUGUUGGUUAGGGGGCUAGUUUGACCAGGGAGGGAAAUCCAGACACAAAGUUUGGGUGAUUUAAGAGUUAUGAGUUUUGGGGAAUGUGUUGAAGAGAAGAUGCAUUACCUUUUCCUGUUAAGACAUCCAUUAUGGAGAAGAGUGUGUUCAAUGUUUAUAUUGAUUGAUUGUUGUUUAGAGAGACCAGAUGCUUGACAAUUCCAGGGCACUCCUUUAAAUAUCGAAGCUGAAGAUAUGUUAAUCAGAACUUGUGAGACGCUGUUUGGGCGUGCGCUACUUCUGAUGCCAUCUGAUCAGGGCAUCAGUAACAUGUUAAGUAACAAUGUUUGUGUGUUAGUGUGUGUGUCAGUGAACAAAAAAACUGAUGUUUGACAUGAAAUUAGAAGGCAUAACUUCUUAAAGCAGGUUGUAGUUGCACCCAUUGCCAUACUUUGUCGUUGUGGUACCGUUUUAAAUUAGACAAUGAGUUACUACGACGUAGUGUUUUUUAACAGUAUUUCCACGCAGGUCGUGUUUUGUCUGUUUGUUUUGACCGUCCUCUUGUCGAGUGACUGGAAAACCGAAAUGCUGCCAGACGUCGGACUUAAGUGGACGGGGAAUCUUCUAUUUCAGUUUCAGCCGAACUCGUUUUGUCCUGCUAGACUACUGCCCAGUUCAAGCUGUGAAUGCGCAAUUCUGUGUGCAUGUGUGACGCAGGUGCAAGAGGUUGCGUGUUG
Molecule: messenger RNA, 2508 nt
Organism: Osmerus eperlanus (European smelt)
Lineage: Eukaryota; Metazoa; Chordata; Actinopteri; Osmeriformes; Osmeridae
Gene: rh50
Product: Rh50-like protein
Exons: 1
Coding region: 17-1441 (474 amino acids)
Biological process (GO): ammonium transmembrane transport; ammonium homeostasis
Cellular component (GO): plasma membrane
Molecular function (GO): ammonium channel activity
Source: RefSeq, a predicted model, not a curated record